Schizosaccharomyces japonicus yFS275 is the source of this 1951-nucleotide messenger RNA. RefSeq names its product Rad7 Rhp7. NCBI's taxonomy places the organism in Eukaryota, Fungi, Ascomycota, Schizosaccharomycetes, Schizosaccharomycetales, Schizosaccharomycetaceae. Gene Ontology annotation, cellular component: nucleotide-excision repair factor 4 complex. Gene Ontology annotation, biological process: nucleotide-excision repair. The coding region runs from base 134 to 1858 and encodes 574 amino acids. The record is from RefSeq and is a predicted model, not a curated record. The transcript is spliced from 2 exons.
UCAUUUACCGCUGCCACUAAAAUAGAUUGCCACUGUACGCGUGGUGCCUGUUUGACCUUUAUCAUCCAGUGUAUCAAUAAUAACACCAGUACCAGGUUGUAGAAGCUAUUGUUUUGUCUUGAUAAUUGCUACAAUGUCCAGAAGUCGAGUUCGUGGACCUAGUUCUGCUUUGAGAGAAUUCUUACGCUCUCAUGGUAUUACUGUCGAUGGGAAUGGAAGACCAGGACUUUCUCGUUCACGAACAACGUCCACAGCCAGCAAUGUUGAGAGUACAGCUGAAGAUAACGACGAAGAGAGGUCUGAAGGAGUAGAUUCCGAAAACGGUACAAGUAGCCUGCAGCAGGACAAUUCUUUGGCGGAAAACGACGAGUCUUCCAAUGCUCUUUCCACUCGAACCAGAAAGUUAACGAAGCGUCAACUGAAGAAUAAGAAAAGACAAGAGGCAAUGGCUUUUGAAGAGCAGGAGAAUGAUGAUGAAGCGGUCCAGGGAAGAACUGGGCAUAGUUAUCGAAACAGACCAACUCCCGGCAACCUCGACUUCUGCCCCAAAUGCAAUUGCCGCUUCACGGUAACUCCUUACAGCAAGUAUAGCGAGGAGUAUAAAGGUUGGUUAUGUUUUCCGUGUACACGCGACUUGAAUACACCAGAUUCAAAGCCUAUUGCCCGGAAAAGAAGAGCUUUAAAUCGGAAGAAAAAAGCUGCAGCAGUUAUGGACGAGGAGCUGAAUGUUCCACGGCUCCAGGAACUUUGUAUCCGCGUUGUUGCAAAAUACAUUAACGACAUUGAAGCGUUGGGUGAUAUCGGGCAAGUGAAUAUGGACAAAAUCUGUCAGAUUAUCUCGAAAAACCGGUCGUUGACAGACACGACCUUGCCAUUGUUUUUAACUGCACAACAAGUUGAACUUAAGCUCUACGAUUGCUCAAAACUCUCUAAUACUAGCUUGCUCAAUAUUGCCCAGUAUUGUCCCCAUCUUACGCGUUUGCAUCUGGUGUAUUGUGGUCAAAUGCGAGAAGACACUCUUCGUUUCUACGCGGAUCACUUCACAGAGCUGCAAGAUGUGUACAUUGGAGGAGCAUUUCUCGUGGAUGCUCAAAGCUGGUCCUACUUUUUUGAAAAGCGCGGCGCACAACUGAAGCGUCUGUACAUCUCCGAUACAGCGCGACUGACUGUAAAUGCCGUAAAUAGUUUGGUUGAUCACUGCCAGAAUCUGCAAGUCCUGUCAUUGGAGAGAAUCUUCUCAAUGAACAAUGAGCACGUUCGCUUGCUCGCCGGUCUGAAGCAUUUGACCUCGUUGAGCAUCACGAAUCCUGGCUCAUCGGUUGAAGACAGCAGUGUUCUAGAUGUACUAAACCAAAUCGGCAGUGGUUUAACAACACUGUGUCUAGCAAACUGUAGCUUGCUUACGGAUAAAGUUCUGCUUGAAGGAAUUGGACCCUGUUGUGGUCGCUUAAAACAUCUCGAUCUUACAGGUCUUGAAUUGCUAACGGAAGACUCGACUGCAAAUAUGUUUGCCGGCUGGACUAUACAAACUGGACUUGAAACGCUGCAUCUUUGUCGUUGUAUAUACCUUGGAGACAAGACUGUUCAUGCCGUAUUAGCCAAUUCUGGGAAUACCCUGCGUGUGCUGGAUCUAAACGGUUUAAGCUACGUUACACGGGCGGCAUUAAAAUACCUGUCUGGAUUUAAAUGUCCUAAGCUAGAGACUCUUGAUGUUAGUUGGAUUCGAGAUAUGAACGAUGAAAUUAUCUGCGAUUUUGAAUCAACAACUCCCUCCUUAAAAAAGGUUCUGGUAUGGGGAGACAAUCAUGUUCUCGUCAACAGUCAAAAGUUUCUUCUCAUUGGCAGAGAAGUGCAGUGAAGACACAUGCCAUUUCAUUUUUAUACAUUUAGACUAAUACUCUUCCGCUCUUUAUCAACAAUCAAUAAAACUGUAAUUGAGACUUGAAUAGAA